Molecule: messenger RNA, 5433 nt
Organism: Magallana angulata
Lineage: Eukaryota; Metazoa; Mollusca; Bivalvia; Ostreida; Ostreidae
Exons: 28
Coding region: 127-5397 (1756 amino acids)
Molecular function (GO): protein binding
Source: RefSeq, a predicted model, not a curated record
ACAGGUGCGAUCAUACCAAAAUCAGCGAAGCUUGUAAAGUGUGUACACGAUCCAUUGUUAUGAUUGUUCCUUGUGAAUCGUGAUCUCCCCGAACAGAUACGUGAUGUGGACUUUCUAGCAAAUACGAUGAAGAAAACUAAACCUGUUGGUGGAGCUAGUAGCUCUCGACCGGCAGCUAAAACGACCACCAACCAGACGCAAGCAGUGAACCCCAAUGGUCGAAAAGAACACGUAUGUACCACAUCAAAACCCCUACCUGGGGCAGGUGUCAAACAAAGGCCUCCAUUAAAAUCACGAAUAUCUUUCUCUCAAGCAAAUAAAUCGGCGAAACCUUUGGGUGCAGCGUCUUCUAUCAAAAGCAGUGCAAGUUCCAAAGUUGCUACAACUCCAGCGAGUGGCAACCUCGUGAAAACUGAAAAGAAGAACUCAAACUUGGAGGCAGACAAGCUGUAUGCUCAGAUAAAGCAGAAUCUCGAAGUUAAGAAAAAUGCCGCUAGGUUGCAGAGCAUGGGCUUUAAAGGAAAUUUCAAACAAUCGGAAUCCUCUAAUCAUUUUGUUCUGCUUGGUGACGUCACCAAGCCCCUCCCAAAGACAUCAAAAAUAGUUCGACUGUUUACGAGCAGUACUUUUACUGAUACUAUGUUGGAACGGAACAUGCUUCUGGAAAAGACGUUUCCUCAGAUAAAGCUGUUUUGUCAGGCCCGAGGGUACGAGUUCCAGGUGGUGGACAUGAGAUGGGGGGUCAGGGAUGAGUCCACAGACGACCACAUGGGAACAGAGCUGUGUCUGAAGGAACUGAUUCAGUGCCGCGACAUAUCGACUGGACCAAUCUUUGUGACAUUGUUAUCCCAUAAGUAUGGAUACUGUGCAUUACCAAGAGAAAUUCAGGCCACAGAAUUUGAAAAACUCCUCAAAAGUGUCAAAGAUAAAGAUAAACUGGCAUUGCUGAAGAAGUGGUUUAUUAAGGACGACAACUCAGUUCCAGCUAUGUACAUUUUGCAAUCCAUCAGUACCAUUUUUCCUGAAUUUCUGUCAUCCGAGGCCGAGAAAAGACUAGAAGCCAAAAAGAAAUGGUGGGAAGACAAUGACGCUAUGCAAGAAGCGCUUUAUUCUGCUGCAAAGAAAGCACUUGGAGACACGGAAGCUGAAAAAUAUGUCAUAUCCGUUACUGAAAAAGAGGUAAAACAAGGUUUACUUGACAUAAAAGAUGCAAACAAACACUGUUUGUGGUUUCAAAGAACCCUGCGAGGAAUCGAUAAAGCUGAACCCUCUAGGCUGGUUUCAAGAUAUACAGAAUGUCUAGGUUCAGAAGAGAAACUAAAAAAGGUGAAGAUUUUGAUGUCUGAUCUAAAGGAGAAGAAAAUUCCAAAAGUACUUCCGGCUGAAAACAUCUGUACCUACGCGAUUGAUUGGACAGGAAAGGGUAUUGAUCCUGAGAAUAGUCAACACAAAGAAUACUUGGAGAAAAUGACUACUGAUUUCAAGACGCAAGUGUGUCGGCUAAUCGAGAAAGGAAUCCAAGAAAGAGAAGAAGAGAGUGUUUCAACUAAUAACGUUUUGUUUGAGGAAUGCCUUCAACAUCUCAGAUUUGCUCAUGAAAAAUCCAAAAAUUUCCAUGGUCGUGAAGCAGUUCUGAAGAAAACAGAGGCAUACCUGAGCAAAGGCAACAAUUUACCGCUAAUCAUCCAUGGAGUGUCUGGCUCAGGGAAGACCUCCAUUAUGGCUAAAACAGCCAUGAUGACAGCAUCUAAAACCUCCAACGCUGUGGUGAUUAUAAGGUUUCUUGGUACCACUCCUAGAAGUUCAGAUAUUAUUUCUCUGUUGAGAAGUAUUUGCAAUCAAAUCAAAACCGUCUAUGGAGAUACAUCAGUGACAUCGGAGGAUCCAAAAGAACUUGUGGAAGAGUUCCAACGAUGUCUGCAAGAGUUGCCAAAACCUGACAAAGAACUAGUCCUGUUGCUGGACUCUAUGGACCAGCUAGAUCCUUCUCACCAAGGUCGACAGCUUGGCUGGAUGCCAGCUAGUUUAUCAGAGCAUGUAAAAUUCAUUGUAUCAACCCUUGAGGAGGAAAAAUACGAAUGUUUUCCUGCCCUUAAGUUUUUAUACCCAGACCAAAGCAAUUACAUUGCUGUAGAAAAACUUCCGGAGGUAGAUGUAAAGAAUAUUAUUGGUUCUUGGUUCAAAGAAAAGCACAGAACUUUAACUAAUUACCAGAUGGAUUUGUUGAUGAGGUCAUUUGACCAAUGCCCUCUGCCUCUGAACUUAAAGUUAUCGUUUGACGAGGCCUGCAGAUGGACAUCUUUUGCCGCCCAGGAUUCCACUAGACUUCAAACAACAAUACGUGCAAGCAUCAACCGCCUCUUCUUUAGACUAGAGAGGCAACACGGAGAACUGUUCGUGUCUAGAACGCUUGGCUACAUCACGGCGGCUAAAAGUGGCCUGUCCGAGGGAGAAUUAGAAGACAUUUUGGCAUGCGAUGAUGACGUCCUUAAUGACGUGUACACUUAUUGGACGCCACCAUUGCGUCGCUUACCGCCAUUGCUGCUUCUGAGAUUGAAAGCGGAUUUAAACGAAUACAUCGUUGAGCGUGGUGCAGAUGGGAUGACUGUGAUGUAUUGGUAUCACCGGCAGUUUAUACAGGCAGCUAUGGAUAGAUACUGUGAGAAUGCGAAGAUUCUCCAUGAAGCACUGGCCGAUUUCUUCAGUGGAAAAUGGUCAAAUGGAAUUAAGAAGCCCUAUAAGGACAAGUCUGGAAAAGCAUUUGAAGAAGAUAGAUUAGUGGCGGCACAGCCUCUGAUGUUUGGGAGUACGUUUAAUGUUAGGAAACUGAACAAUCUCCCCUACCACAGAAUUAAGGCUGAUCAGAUAGAGGCGCUAAAAACAGAGUGUCUAUACAACUUUAAGUUUAUAUUUUGCAAGCUUCUUGCCACUUCUUGCAGCAACGUUUUGUCUGAUUUUUCCCUCGCAUCUGAGAAAACCAACGACAAACAAAUCAGUAUCAUAAGGGACACCUUGCAGUUGUCUGAGCAUGCGCUGAUCUUUGAUAAAAUGCUUCUUGUGCCUCAACUUCUAGACAGGCUAUCUGAAGAAAAGAGCGUAGCUUCGUUUUUAUCCCAGAUGGAUGACUACCCGUUCAGUUUUUUAUUUCCUCGUCAUCAUAUGUUGGCAAAACCUGGAGGUUCUCUCGUGUUUUCUUUGUCGGGCCAUACCGCAGACAUAAUUAGCGUGGACAUGAAACAAGAUGGCGUCACAGCAGUCACGUGUGCAAAAUAUCCAGACAAUAGCAUUAAAUUUUGGGAUGUCAAAAAUGGAAAACUGCUGAAAUCAAUCGACAGUAUUGCCCCAAGAGCCGUCAAACUGUACUUCAUGUGUAACGAUAGCAUCAUUUUAGCACAUUUCCACUACAAGAUUGUGGGACUGAAAGAAUCGGGGGAAAUACUGUACACUAUCCCAAUUCCAAGGGAAAGAACUCUCUUUUGUCCGGUAGACAAGGGAAGAGUGGCCUUCCUUGUGUUCCAAGAUAAUACCAUCGAGUGGUAUGAUGCUAAAACUGGAAAAAAGACUGAGACCAUAAUUUGUCCAGAUGGGGUUCGAUUCGGCGACACUGGAGUUGCAGUCAGCUCCAAGACUUUGGUUGCCGCCACAGUGGAACCACGAGAAAAAUUCAUUGUCCUGGACUUAAUAACCAAACAGGUCUCUCUGUAUGAUGUCCCAUACCCGGAGGAGGUUAUCAGACGUCACAUUAUCAAGUCCUUAGCCAUCUUGCCUGACGAAAGACAUGUCAUAUUCUCCAUCCGGUUUGACAAUGACAUCCGGUUCCUGGAUGUCUCUACGAUGAAAGAGGAUAGAAUUAUUAAAGGUAGCAAAGGAGAUUUUACACUUGGACAGUUUGUUCUUUCUCCUGAUGGUACAGAACUAUUCUAUCAAGUAGGACAAAGCGUGUGCACAUGGAACCUGAAAACAGAAAAGUUAAAAAUGAAAUAUUUACAUCCUUGCUAUGUCUUCGGCAUCGCGUCAACAGACUGGAAAACCAUGGUAACCAUUUCAAAUACGCCAAUUUUAAGAGUAUGGGACAUAACCAAGAAGGUGACCGACAAAAACAAAAUAAAAGCUACUGGCGCAGUGAGAGGUCUUGUUCGCAUGUAUGAUUAUGGACCAACAUCCAGUCCUAGAUAUCUGUUGGGUCUAGCUCAACUGUACAUGUUGGAUCGUAGGAAGAAAGGAGAGGAGGAGGACUUUGGUGUUGUUGCGGUUGACCUCCUCAUUGGUGAGGUGUGCAAAAAAGGACAACUGAAUGAAAAGCCUCGGUUACUGGAGGUCUUAAACGACAAAGAAGUUAUCAUAUGUUCGUCCGACCGAAAACUUCGAGUUUUUGACUUAGACAAAAUGGAAAUUACGAGAAGUUUCCAGGGAAAGAUGUUUGAGCAUAUUCCAUUUACUCCGUAUGGAUACGUGGAGUUAGUUGUAUUGAAAGAAAGAGGAGAACUUGUAACGGUGACAAAAGGAAGAAAACACUUCAAAAUCUAUGACGUUAAGAGUGGAAAAACCAAGGCGAUCGUUAAAUGUCCCUCAGAAGGGAACUGCAGACUAAAGGGUUUAAAGGCAUGCUAUGAUGGUUCUGUGGUAAUUGCCCACAGCACAGCAGAUAAGUUUUUCCUUUUGGACACUGUGAACAGCAAAUUUCUCGGUGUUGUUGGAGAAGAUGACUUUAAAUGCCAGAGGAUAUUUGAAUACGUUCAUUUGACCUCCUCUGGAAACACUGCUUUGUUCUCUGUAAACAGUACAGGAGAAAAUGUUUGGUCAAUGCAACUCUACAGAGUAAGGGAGGGUAAAGUGGGUGUCAAACUAACUGACAAUGGUUAUCCAGAAUCCUUGCAAUACGAAGCAAGAUUCCUAGCUGUACCAAAUGUCAGAAAUCUUGAAGACUGGGGGUUCGUAACGUCGUAUCUGGAUAACGUUAUUCGAGUUUGGGACGCCACAAAAGGAACCAUCUUGCAUCGAUUGGGUGGCCAUGCAAUGCCCGUGACGUUACCGCUAAUGAAAAAAGGUUCGAAAUAUUUUGUCACGCAUUGCAGGCGUCAGGAGAAUACACUUCGAGUCUGGGACAUUAAAACCAUGGAUUGUGUAGCUGCCUACAAAAUGGAAGGAAAUGAAAACAUGGUGUUCGAAGAUUGUGAGGAUCUGAAGUCGUUUUUCUCGAUAAGGACAGACCCUGUACAUUACAACCAUUGGUCUUUGAAAGGGCUGUGUUGUGACACUGAUUUGCAGUCUAUGCCAGUUAUAUACACAGGAAAACAACACAGUGAAAUAGACCUUUCCGUGCCUACACCGCAUCCCGAUGAUGCAAUGGAUCCUGAUGACGACCCUGACGAAGAAGACGAAUUUGACGAAGAUUAAAAUGGCUGGUAUUAUUAUUGCUGAACUGCCUUAUGU